Molecule: messenger RNA, 432 nt
Organism: Symbiodinium sp. CCMP2592
Lineage: Eukaryota; Dinophyceae; Suessiales; Symbiodiniaceae
Source: the annotation of a GenBank genome assembly
AUGGCGAAAUUGCCAUCGCUGCAGUCGCUUCCGCAGGCUUUGGAGGUGAGCCGGCUGCUCUGCGGCCUGCAGCGGAGCUUGGUGCCAGGUGCUGACAGCAGUGUGGACUUUCUUUGCAACAAGUUCUCUGAGCUGAUUGAAAGACUCAAGAGGGCCGAGGUGCAAGCAGUGCAGUCGCUGCAGUUGCAGUUCUGCUGCUCGCAAGCGUUGCUUCAUCCGCUGAAAGCUCUCCGCCUUCGCUUUGCCAGCUUGGAGGCUGGAGAGAAGUCGGAGAUUCAAAACUGCCUGGACUUGGAGGAAACCUUGCGAGCAGAGGAGCAGACCUCGGAUGCAGAGAGGAGGCGGCUGGAAGUUGCGACGAUCUCCGCUCGGGAGGAGACUCGGAAGGUGGAGUCCAAGGUGGCAGAGGCGCAGCAGCGGCAGCGAGCCUGA